UAGAGAUAAUGAGAUGAGAUGAGUUUCUGACUAGCAAAAGACUUGAGAGCCCCUGGUGUAAAGUGAAGUAUCACACACAGCAGGAGUGUUUGUUUAUCUCAGAGUGUGUGUGGACUUGGGACUCGGCUGUAACUUGUCAGAAAAGUUCAUUUACCUCGGAGAAAAUGUCAGAGACGGACUGGCUGUCAGAGAGGUUGAUAUUUUGACAUAAUGGAGGCGCCGUCGAGUGAAUUUAGCCGCCUGUGCUCGUUUGAGAGCUUUAAGGAAAUGUGGCCGUAUUACAGUUUGGGUUGUCAGGAGCAGCAGCAGCUCAUCCGCCGGGAGUUUUCCAGACUCAAAGAUAUUACCUACCUUGAUCAUGCGGGGACAACGUUCUUUGCCGAAUCCCAAGUCAAGAUGUUUUAUGAGGAUAUAUCCAGGAAUGUGUAUGGUAACCCUCACAGUCUCAAUCCCAGCAGUAAGAUGACACAUGACACAGUGGAGAGGGUCAGAUACAGGAUACUGGAGCACUUUAACACCAGCCCUGAGGAAUACUCAGUUAUUUUCACUUCCGGCUGCACUGCAGCUCUUAAAUUAGUGGCUGACUCUUUUCCUUGGAUGUGUGCUUCUGAUGAACAUUCAGGAAGUCAAUUCUGUUACCUCACGGACAAUCACACAUCAGUAGUGGGCAUUCGGGGGGUAGUUGGACCUCAAGGAGUGGGAACAGUGCCUGUCUAUCCUCAGGAAAUAGAAGCAAGAGCCAAAACUAAUCAAGCCACAAUAAAUAUACAGGAUGAAUGCUUGGUGGCACAUCUUUUCUGUUAUCCUGCCCAGAGCAAUUUUUCUGGGCGGAAAUAUCCACUGAGCUAUGUGAGAGGGAUUCAGUGUCAGCAGCUUUACCCAGCAUGUGAGCACAGAGGUCGAUGGUAUGUUCUGCUGGAUGCUUCUGGUUUUGUUGGCUGCUCACCACUGGACCUGAAGCAACACCCAGCUGAUUUUAUACCCAUCUCUUUCUAUAAAAUGUUUGGAUUCCCUACUGGACUUGGAGCCUUGCUGGUGAGGAAUGAAGCAGCUGAGCUGUUGAAAAAGAAGUAUUUUGGUGGAGGGACAGCAGCAGCUUAUUUGGUGGGAGAGGACUACUUUGUACCAAAGUCUGACAUAGUUAGCAGAUUUGAGGAUGGAACCAUUUCAUUCCUUGAUAUUAUUUCCCUCCACCACGGGUUUGAUGCUCUGCACAGACUAACUGGAAGCAUGAUGAACAUACAGCUUCAUACAUUUGGCCUCGCUCGUUAUACUUACAUCAUACUGUCUUGCCUGUGCCACAGCAAUGCACGACCUGUGGCUCAGAUCUAUUGUGACAAUGAGUUUGAGAAUGCAGCAGAUCAGGGUGCAAUUCUCAACUUCAACUUGCUGGACUGCUAUGGCCAAGCGAUCGGAUAUUACCAGGUGGACAAAAUGGCCUGUCUGUUCAAUAUUCAUUUGCGCACGGGCUGUUUUUGUAACACAGGUGCCUGUCAGGCGUAUCUAGGCAUCAGCAGCCAAGAGGUAAAGAGUAACUUGCAGGCUGGUCAUGUCUGUGGAGACAACGUUGACCUGAUUGAUGGACGUCCAACUGGGUCUGUCCGCAUAUCCUUUGGGUAUAUGUCAACUUUUGAAGAUUGUCAGUGUUUAUUAAAGUUUAUUGUUGACUGCUUUGUGGACAAACCGUUAAAACUGGACCAAAAGAGACUGGCAAGGUUAAAGUCAGCUGGAAUGGCCGAGACCUCGGCUUCAAAUGAGCUGACCUCAUUGUUGACAGAAAGGCCUGUGCCUGUGAUGAGUGGCCAAAGUAUCUCUCCUCCAUCUGUCAGCAAGAACUCUUCACAGGAUACGAUUCCAAAGGCAGAGAGGAACAGUGCUCAUACACUGACCAAUAUCUUCAUAUAUCCCAUUAAAUCAUGUGCUGCAUUUGAGGUGACAGAAUGGCCUUUGGGCCCUCAGGGGCUCCUGUAUGACCGCAUGUGGGUGGUGGUGAAUGAGAAUGGAGUAUGUCUGAGUCAGAAGAGAGAACCCAAACUGUGUCUCAUCCAUCCACACAUCUGCCUCACUUCCAAGACACUGUGCCUGGAAGCCUCAGGUAUGGAUCCUAUUACUCUUCCCCUGGAGAUCAGUAAAGAAAAGCAUGGCCUAAGAACAUGUCAAAGCAAAGUCUGUGGUGACAGGGUACAGACUGUUGACUGUGGGGAGGAAGUGUCAGCUUGGCUGUCUCAGUUCCUGGGAAAACCUUGCUGUCUCAUUAGACAGAGUCCCAGUUUUGCCCGGGAUAUGAAAAUGGGCACAGGAAAGGUUUCCUGCCCUCCUGCUCUCUCUCUGGUGAAUGAGGCUCAGUUUUUGCUAAUUAACAGAGCCAGUGUGACGCUUCUCCUCAAUCGCAUCAUUAACAGGCAGGACAGCUCAGAUAAUUGCAACUCUUUCGACUUGCCGCAAGUCAUCAGUCGUUUUCGGGCGAACCUCGUUAUCUCAGGUUCGGAGCCUUUUGAAGAAGAGGAUUGGACAAGUGUAAAAAUAGGGGACACGCACUUUCAGGUGGCAGGCAGAUGUAGUCGUUGCCAGAUGAUUGGAAUAGAUCAGACCACUGGCACUAAAUCCCUGGAGCCUCUCAGAUCUCUGUCUGAUUGCCGGAGUGGAAAGGUCACAUUUGGCGUAUACUUAAAUUACCUGUUACAGAGAUCCAAUCCAUAUCCUUCUUUAUCUGUUGGGUUCCAGGUAACGGUAAAUCCAACAGCUGAAGUUUAGAAAACCACAGCAACUGCAAUAUGGAGUAUUGUACAGUAUGUGUAUUAAACCUAAGCUUAAUCUGUCUGUAAAACUGUCUUAUACCAAAUGUACACUGCUGACAAUAAA
Molecule: messenger RNA, 2862 nt
Organism: Neoarius graeffei (lesser salmon catfish)
Lineage: Eukaryota; Metazoa; Chordata; Actinopteri; Siluriformes; Ariidae
Gene: mocos
Product: molybdenum cofactor sulfurase
Exons: 15
Coding region: 211-2754 (847 amino acids)
Biological process (GO): Mo-molybdopterin cofactor biosynthetic process
Molecular function (GO): molybdenum cofactor sulfurtransferase activity; molybdenum ion binding; pyridoxal phosphate binding
Source: RefSeq, a predicted model, not a curated record